AUGCAAGUUGUAAUUUUAUCAGCAAUGAAUAAGGAUCUUCACUGGAAGAUCUACAGUCCUCCAUCUGAUGACCGCUAUUUAACUGAUUUUUAUAAAACCUUUUUUUGCUGCCUCUUCUACCUCACCGUUAUCCAGGGUUCACUAACUUUAGAUGAGGAAACAACGAAGGCAGCUUCAGAUAAAACGGCUGAAGCCGCAUCGGUUCUGGACAAUCCUGCGGGUAUGAGUCAAGAAACUGAAUUGGAGCACUGCUUCUUGGCUGCUUUAAAGCAUCGCGUUACAAAAAAGGGACAGUUGCCACUGGAUAUUGGCGAAUUCUAUUCACGUUACCUACUUCCCUGUGUUCCGUCUGAUCGGCAUAUUGAUAUGAAGAAAACAAUUUAUAAGAAAUUUGUCGUAUUUCUGGAGAGGAUAAACGAAAAUGAAAGUGGGCCAAUUGUGAAAAUCGCCAUGAAACAGAAGGGAUCAGAAGUGAUCACUGAGGUCUGUGUUCUUAUAAUUUUUUAA
Messenger RNA from Gongylonema pulchrum, 507 nucleotides. The record is from the annotation of a GenBank genome assembly. Lineage: Eukaryota; Metazoa; Nematoda; Chromadorea; Rhabditida; Gongylonematidae.